CUUGCAUUGUCACAAACAACCCAAACAAACACAAUGACUUCUCAAACCCCAAAACCAAAGCUUGUUCUGCCACUCAAAACCCGAGCUGCGUUAUCCGUUCUCUCCGCCUUAACAGAUUUUACCCGUCGCUCCAACGGCACCGUUAAUCGCGGUUUCCUCAAAAUCCUCGAUUUUAAGAGCCCAUCCAAAGCCAAAUCCGUUAACGGCGUUUCUACUAAAGACGUCACUGUUGACAAAUACAGAAAACUCUGGAUUCGUGUCUACACUCCCACACCCUCCUCCGCUGACGGAGUUCUUCCCGUCGUCAUUUUCUUCCACGGCGGCGGCUUCACUUUCCUCUCGGCGGACUCCUUUGCUUAUGACGCUGUGUGCCGGCAAUUCUGUCACCGAACCCCUGCCGUUGUUGUUUCCGUGAACUAUCGCCUCACGCCGGAGCACCGGUUCCCUUGUCAAUACGACGACGGCGAGGACGUACUCAAGUUUCUUGCCGAAAAUCCCUCGGUGUUGCCGGAAAAUGCUGACCUGAAAAAGUGCUUCCUCGCCGGUGAUAGCGCCGGCGCGAAUUUGGCUCAUCACGUGGCAGUUCGGGUCGCCAAGUCGGGGCUCCGUGGAGUUCGGCUCGUCGGGUUGAUUUCCAUUCAACCGUGGUUUGGAGGGGAGGAGCGUACUGAUUCGGAGCUGAAAUAUAAGGAUGCACCGCUGGUUUCGAUAUCAAGAACCGAUUGGCUGUGGAAGGCGUUUUUGCCGGAGGGAUCAGAUCGCGACCACUGGGCGGUAAAUGUGAGCGGAGCGAAUUCGGAGGAUUUGUCGGGUCUGGAUUACCCGAGUGCCCUUGUGAUUGUGGGUGGGUUUGACCCGUUACAAGAUUGGCAAAGAAGGUACUGUGAGUGGUUGAAAAAAUCAGGGAAAAAGGUACAACUGAUUGAGUAUCCAACCAUGUUUCAUGCAUUUUAUAUUUUCCCUGAAUUGCCAGAGUCAUCUCGAUUGGUCUCACAGGUCAAAGAUUUCAUCACCACAGAAUCUCUUAUUUGAAAUUAUCAUUAUUGAAUGUAAAAAUCAAAUAUAUUAAUCACCGUUGGAGUCUACUGUUAAAGGUUUUGCAAGUUUUUUCUUUGGGCCUUAAAAAUAUUUAGUAUUUGUAUUUCUAAAAUUUUAUUAGUUCUGGGUUUAAUGUUGUGACGAUGAUUAAGGUGUGUUGUUUAGUAGUAUAUGCUAGUUUGAAUCUUUACAAAUGAAAAAUCAGUCCUAUUUUUAUAA
Vigna angularis (adzuki bean) is the source of this 1257-nucleotide messenger RNA. RefSeq names its product probable carboxylesterase 18. The transcript has a single exon. Gene Ontology annotation, biological process: pollen tube growth. The record is from RefSeq and is a predicted model, not a curated record. Bases 34 to 1032 code for a protein of 332 amino acids. NCBI's taxonomy places the organism in Eukaryota, Viridiplantae, Streptophyta, Magnoliopsida, Fabales, Fabaceae. Gene Ontology annotation, molecular function: carboxylic ester hydrolase activity.